AUGUCAAAAUUCAGCCUACGACUGCUUGGCUCCAGGCACAUCCUCAAGCUCACCAACCGUGAUUUUACUGAAGGAGGGUAUGGGUGGAAAUCGGAGUGCAAUGGCGAGUACCACCAGCGGGCGGAGCGAGUGGUGGCGCUGUUGACUGGGUGGUACAAUGGGGAAUCAAUGUGUGUGAAGAUGGUGCUGGUUUUGAGUGGAAAUGGGAGGAAAGUGAGGGCUAAGGUGGUGGAUGAGUGUGACUCGCUGGGAGGUUGUGAUGAGAUGCAUGGUGGUCAACCACCUUGUGGGAAUAAUGUAGUUGCUGGUUCAGAUGCUGUGUGGAAUGGUUUAGUGUUGGACAAGGGCUUGGGUGUGGUUGAUGUUGCUUGGUCCAUGGCAUGA
Molecule: messenger RNA, 384 nt
Organism: Camellia sinensis
Lineage: Eukaryota; Viridiplantae; Streptophyta; Magnoliopsida; Ericales; Theaceae
Source: RefSeq, a predicted model, not a curated record